Molecule: messenger RNA, 3702 nt
Organism: Jaculus jaculus (lesser Egyptian jerboa)
Lineage: Eukaryota; Metazoa; Chordata; Mammalia; Rodentia; Dipodidae
Gene: Erap1
Product: endoplasmic reticulum aminopeptidase 1
Exons: 19
Coding region: 77-2893 (938 amino acids)
Biological process (GO): peptide catabolic process; proteolysis
Cellular component (GO): cytoplasm
Molecular function (GO): metalloaminopeptidase activity; zinc ion binding; peptide binding
Source: RefSeq, a predicted model, not a curated record
GGCGCGAGGCCGGCGGCGGCGCGGAGGAGAGGCGGGCCCGGGUCUUCCCGGCAGUGCAGGUAGCUGCAGCCAGAAGAUGGAACCUCUGCCAUUUGCAAGCAUGUUGUCUCUCGUUUUCUCGCUGGUGACCGUCUUAGCUGUGUCUUCUCCUUCAUGGUGUUGGCGCGGUGAAGCCGCAUCUCCAAAAGCUAGUCGUGGGACUCCAUUCCCUUGGGAUAAAAUGCGACUUCCUGAGCAUGUCACCCCAGUUCAUUAUGAUCUCACGAUCCAUGCCAACCUCAGCACUCUGACUUUCUGGGGAACCACGGAAGUGGACAUCAUGGCCAGCCAGCCCACCAGUGCCAUCAUCAUGCACAGUCACCACCUGCAGAUAACCAAGGCCACCCUCAGGAGAGGAGCCGGCGCAGGGCUGGCUGAAGAGGCGCUGACGGUCCUGGAGAACGCCCCUCGGGAGCAGGUCGCGCUGCUGACUCCCGAGCCACUCCUAGCUGGGGCCCUGUACACCGUUGUCAUCCACUACGCUGCCAACCUGUCCGAAAACUUCCACGGGUUUUACAAAAGCACCUACAGGAGCAAGGACGGGGAAGUGAGGAUACUUGCAUCGACACAGUUUGAACCCACGGCUGCUAGAACCGCCUUCCCCUGCUUUGAUGAGCCUGCCCUGAAGGCGACUUUCUCAAUCAAGAUCAGAAGGGAGCCAAGGCACACAGCCAUCUCCAACAUGCCCCUGGUGAAAUCAGUGGCUGUCGCUGAAGGGCUCCUAGAAGACCACUUUGAUGUGACUGUGAAGAUGAGCACUUACCUGGUGGCCUUCAUCAUUUCUGACUUUGAGUCUGUCAGCAAGAUGACUAAGAGCGGAGUCAAGAUUUCCGUGUAUGCUGUGCCAGAUAAAUUAAACCAAGCAGACUAUGCUCUGGAUGCCGCAGUGACUCUUCUGGAGUUUUACGAGGAUUAUUUCAGCAUCCCAUAUCCUUUACCCAAACAAGAUCUUGCUGCAAUUCCCGAUUUUCAGUCUGGUGCUAUGGAGAACUGGGGCCUGACCACAUACCGAGAAUCCGCUCUGUUGUUUGACAAAGAGGAGGCUUCUGCGUCCAGUAAGCUAGGCAUCACGAUGACUGUGUCCCAUGAACUCGCCCACCAGUGGUUUGGGAAUCUGGUCACCAUGGAAUGGUGGAAUGACCUUUGGCUCAAUGAAGGGUUUGCCAAGUUUAUGGAGUUCGUGUCUGUCAGUGUGACCCAUCCCGAACUCAAAGUUGAAGAGUAUUUCUUUGGCAAGUGUUUUAAUGCGAUGGAGGUCGAUGCAUUGAAUUCCUCACAUCCUGUGUCCUCACCUGUGGAGAAUCCUACUCAGAUUCGGGAGAUGUUUGAUGAGGUUUCUUAUGAAAAGGGAGCUUGUAUUCUGAAUAUGCUAAGAGAUUAUCUGAGUGCCGAUGCAUUUAAAAGUGGCAUUGUGCAGUAUCUCCGUCAGUACAGCUAUAAAAAUGCAAAAAAUGAGGACCUGUGGAACAGCAUAGCCAGUAUUUGCCCCACAGAUGGCAUGGAAAUGGUAGAGGGCUUUUGCUCUAGAAGCCAACACUCGUCUUCAUCCUCGCACUGGCGUCAGGAUGCUGUGGAUGUGAAAACCAUGAUGGGCACGUGGACGCUGCAGAAGGGCUUCCCCCUGAUUACCGUCACCGUGAGAGGACGCAGCGUGCUCAUGAAGCAGGAGCGCUUCAUGAAGGGGUCUGACGGCGCCUCCGAGUCCGGGUACCUGUGGCAUGUUCCAUUGACAUACAUUACUAGCAAGUCUGACUCAGUUCAGAGAUUUUUGCUGAAGACAAAGACAGAUGUGCUCAUCCUCCCAGAAGAGGUGGAAUGGAUCAAAUUUAACGUGGGCAUGAACGGCUAUUACAUUGUGCAUUAUGAGGACAAUGGAUGGGAUUCCUUGACUGACCUUUUAAAAGGAGCACACACCGCCAUCAGCAGUAAUGAUCGGGCGAGUCUCAUUAACAAUGCAUUUCAGCUUGUCAGCAUUGGAAAGCUGUCGAUUGAGAAAGCCUUGGAUUUAACCCUGUACUUGGAACAUGAAACUGAAAUAAUGCCCGUGUUCCAGGGAUUGAAUGAGCUCAUACCUAUGUAUAAGUUAAUGGAGAAAAGAGAUAUGAAGGAGGUGGAAACUGCAUUCAAGGCCUUCCUCCUCAGGCUGCUGAAGAAGCUCAUUGAUAAGCAGGUGUGGGCCAAUGAGGGCUCCAUGUCAGAGAGGAUGCUGAGGAGCCGGCUCCUCCUCCUUGCCUGUGUGCGCAACUAUGAGCCCUGUGUGCAGAGAGCACAAGGCUAUUUCAGAAAGUGGAAGGAGUCUGGCGGAAACCUCAGCUUGCCUAGUGACGUGACUUUGGCAGUGUUUGUGGUGGGGGCCCAGGACCCCGAAGGCUGGGAUUUUCUUUACAGUAAAUAUCAGACUUCUUUGUCCAGUACUGAGAAAAGCCAAAUUGAAUUUGCCCUCUGCACCAGCCAACAGAAGGAGAAACUUCAGUGGCUCUUAGACCAAAGUUUAAAGGGAGAUAUAAUAAAAACUCAGGAGUUUCCACAUAUUCUUCUAUUCGUUGGCAGAAACCCGAUGGGCUAUGAAUUAGCCUGGCAGUUUCUCAGAGAAAAUUGGAAUAAGCUCAUACAAAAGUUUGGACUUGGCUCAGCUUCCUUAUCUCAAAUGGUAAUGGGAACAACAAAUCAAUUUUCUACAAGAAACCGUCUUGAAGAGGUAAAAGAAUUCUUCAGCUCUUUGAAAGAAAAUGGUUCUCAGCUCCGUUGUGUUCAACAAACGAUCGAAACCAUCGAGGAAAACAUCCGUUGGAUGGACAAGAAUUUUGAUAAAAUCAGAAUCUGGCUGCAAAGUGAAAACCUUGGACUGCCGUGACAGUUUCUGGCCAAGUUCCUGGUGCUGUAUCGUCGCCAAAAUCUUGUUCAAUUUGAGUAUCUCCAAACUAAAGACAGUUGAUUUGAUGCCCCCCCCCCCCGCCCUUGAAGACCCGUCUUUUCACCUGACUGCGUUUGACCACUUCUAUAAAGAGAUAGGCUGUUAUUCUUUCCACUGGCAGGUGUUGCCCUGCAUGUUAGCCGGGUGCUGGGUCCCACAUGCAUUUUAUCUCUUGCGCUUCAGCCCUGCAGUACAGAAACCCCUGUCGUUCAUGAGCAGCUCCAUCAAUGUGCCCGCAAGCUGUCGUUCAUAAGCAGUUCUUCCAUCAGUGUCUCCCCAAGACUUUGGAUGGUGAGGUUGGAUCAAUAGCUGAGCCAGAACAGGGCUGCUAGAGCGGUCAGGCCCGCUGUCCACCGCCUUCUCUUCCCAGCUUCUGCCUGCCUUGCAGAGCUAGCACAGCCAAGAAACACGUGAAGGGAUUUAUUUGUUCCCAUGUGGCCAGCCUCAGGCUGGUCUCCACUGGAAAUCUUAGUUCCUGGGAGAUGACUCUUCUGCCCACAGUCCAUGGCAAGUCUCUCUCUGGGCUCUGCUAACACUUUCCUAGCAUGCACCAGGACUAGGGCCGUAACAGAAAGCUGAUGGCAUCAAUCGUGGCAGUAUUGUGUUUCCUUUACACCUAGCCUGGAACCAUUGUAACAACAACAACAACAACAAAAUAAUCAGGGCUGGACAGAUGGCUUAGCGGUUAAGGCGUUUGCCUGCAAAGCCAAAGGACCUAGGUUUGAUUCCCCAGAACUCACGUAAGCCAG